Messenger RNA from Rotaria sp. Silwood1, 2628 nucleotides. Lineage: Eukaryota; Metazoa; Rotifera; Eurotatoria; Philodinida; Philodinidae. The record is from the annotation of a GenBank genome assembly.
AUGUUACCAAUAAGUCAAACACCACCAUUAUCAAUACAACGAACAUUAAUACCAAUUAAUAUUGAAACAUUAGCGGGUACAUCAUUUGAACUACUUGUUUCACCAUAUGAACAAAUACAAUCUAUAAAACGUAAAAUUGAACGACGAGAAGGUAUACCUAUACCACAUCAACAUUUAAUAUGGAAAUCAAAUGAACUUGAUGAUGAAUCAUGUUUAAAUGAUUAUAAUAUUGAAGCUGGUACAACAAUAAAACUUGUUUUAGCUAUGCGUGGUGGACCUGUUAAUACAAAACGUGUACCAAUUGAAGAUAGUUUUAUAAGAGAUAUGUCAGAAUAUAUUGAAAGUAGUCAAGAUGAUUAUGGUAUUGGAAGUGAUUUAUUACCAUCAUCAAAUAAAAAUGUUACAUUUCUUGUUUUACGUGAUGGUGAUCAAUUUAAUUUUUUUCAAGUUAUUGAUAGAGGUGAUGGUACUCUCUCACCUUUAUCUGGUUCUAUGAGUGCUGCAUCAAUGUAUAAUACACAUGAAACAAUAACUGUUGAAACUGAACGACAAUAUGAUGAAAAACGACAAGCUGAUGAUCGUAAAACAAAACAAAAAAUGGAAUUAAUUCGAUCAAAAUUAAAAACACAUUCUAGAAAAGAUAUUCUUCUUCCACCUCGACCGCCAUCAUCAUCAAAAAAAACAAAAUCAAAUUUUAUUCAUCAUCACAAUCAUCAUCCUCGUCGUAGUAUACAUGUUGAAACAAAUUCUAAUUUAAGUACUAAUGGUGAUAAUUCUUCAGGUACAUCAUCAUUAGAACAACAACAUCGAUCAUUAUCAUAUUCAUUUCCUGCUAAUUUUUUUAAUACAUAUAAUUUAUUAUCAUCAACAGCAACAACAUCUAUUAAUCGAAAUGAUCUAUUACAUGAAGAAGAUAGUGAAGAUGAUGAUGAUAGUCAUGAUGAUGAUGAUAAUGAUGAUGAUGAUGAUGAUGAUGAUGAACAAAAACCAUCAUUACAACAACAAACUUUUACGUCAAGAUCAUUUUCACCAUCAGUUUUUUAUUCUAAAAAACGUAAUCAUCAUCAACAUAAUACAACAAAAAAAUUACUUAGUCAAGAAACAGCAACAACAACAACAACCACAACAACAUCAGCUAAUGAUACAAGUAGUAAUGCUGUUCUCGUUGAUUAUAUGCAUCGUAUAUCACCAACAUUACCUAUUGUAUCAACAUCAUCACGUGUAUUAUCAGCAACAAAACAUCAUAAUACAUCUGAUGAACCAAUAAAUACAACUGAUAAAACUCAUAAAACAAAUGAUAUUUUAUGUCAACAUUCACGUACAUCACCAAUGCUUGAAUUAAAUGAUGAUGAAAUUAUUUCACCAACAAAUAUAAAUCGUAAACAAACAGCUGAUAUACAAAGUCGAAAUGAUACAUCAUUAAGUAAACCAAUAUGGACAGAUGAUGAUGAACAAAUAAAUGUCUCCGAUGAAUAUAAUACAGUUGGUGAACGUACAUCAACAAGUCAAUCAAUAUUAUUUCGUCAUCAAAAUAGUUCAACAAGUACAACAGCACUUACACCAAUAUCAACAUUACCUCAUGUUAAUAAAAAAUCUUCAUUACCAUCAACAACACAACAAUUUUAUCAUCAUCAUAAAUCUAUAACUAAUGAACAACAACAACAACAACAAAUUAAACAAUCACCAAGAUCAUUAAUACCAUUAACAGUAUCAAAACAUCGACGUAUACCAACGAACGUACAUUUCACAACAUCAACACAACAACAAAUAUUUAGUAAUUCUACUAAUGAUUUAAUACAAAAUGGAAAUACUAGUAGUGGAAUUAACAAUAAUAAUAAUAAUAAUAGUACAGAUACUUUUAACGAACAUUUAAUGCUCAAUAAACGAAUUGAAAUAUUAAAAACACCUGGUAAACAACAAUCACCACAAUCAACUGCUCCAUCUCCAUCAUCAUCAUUAAAUACAAUUUUUCCGUCAGCAUCAGCAGUACCAUCUCCUUCAAAACGUAAUUUUCAACAAAAAGAUAUUAAACCUGUUAGUACGACAACUACUGUACCACCAACGUCUUCAUCUCAUUUACCAAUAGAUAGUACAAAAGUAACUAUAGAAACAAUUGGUCCUAAAACAGUCUCAGCACUUCUACGACAAAAUGCAACAAUUGAACCAGUUGAUACAUCACGAGGUGUUGGUAAACAUCUUGUUUCACUUCUAACCACUGCAUCAAAAGAAACAGCAUCAAUUAAAACUGGGUAUAAACAAUCAACUCGUGAUGCAAUUAUUGAAGAACGUUAUAGAUUGGAUUCAAAAUUAAGUAAUCCAUGGUCGAACACAACAAAUAAUAAUCUUUUAACAGCAAACAGUAAUAUUCAAUCUAAUACAACAAUGAUUUACAAUUCAAAUAAAUUACCACCAGUUAUUGUCAAUCGUAAACCAACAUCGAAAUGUUUUCUUUGUAAAAAGAAAACUGGAUUAGCUACAACAUAUCAAUGCAGAUGUGGAAGUUCAUUUUGUAGUGAACAUCGAUAUCCUGAAGCACACGCAUGUGCAUUUGAUUAUAAAGCUGAAGGAAAACGCUUGAUUGAACGUAAUAAUCCAUUGAUAACUGCCCCAAAAUUACCCAAGAUCUGA